AGGAUGAUUUGUCUUACUCGCCUGACGACGACUAUAGUGACUCUGAAGAGUCUAAUGCGCUAACAAUUAAGCACAGCUUCCGUAUUUUUUUCUCAAGGAAACAUUGUCAAAUCACAGUUUAUUCUAUUAAGUCAUGGACUUGUCGUGAAGAUGAAGACCCUUCUGAAUAUAAUAUCCACUGGAACGAACAUGGCGAUUAA
This is a messenger RNA of Ambispora leptoticha, 200 nucleotides long. The record is from the annotation of a GenBank genome assembly. Lineage: Eukaryota; Fungi; Glomeromycota; Glomeromycetes; Archaeosporales; Ambisporaceae.